AUGGAUGGAGGAGAAGAGACUGAUAUGAAGAACAAGAGUGAAUCUGAUUUUGCAGAGAGGAAUUUCCUAGUCGGAACUUUUGAGGCCGAAGUUACUGGAGCUGGACUCAAUUCCAGGAAUUCUGGAGCCGAAGUAAGAACCAUGGCUCAAACAGCUCUCAUUGGAGACAUCUAUUUCCUCUUUCCUCUCUUCUUGCUAUCUCUUCUCUUUCUCCUUUACAAGACUUUCAGAUCUUCUCCAUCCAAAGGUCCAUCUCUUCCACCAGGACCAUCUCCAUGGCCUAUCAUAGGCAACAUUCCCCAAAUGGGAAGAGAGUCCCAUGUCUCAUUCACCCAUUUAGCCCAAACCUAUGGUCCACUCAUCUCACUAAGACUUGGUCCCCGACUUCUUGUAGUUGCAUCAUCACAAGCUACAGCAACUGAGAUACUCAAGGUGCAUGACAGCGUACUCUCAGGCCGCUUCGCACCACAGUCGGCAUCCGAUCUCAAGGACAACCCAGAACGCAUGACAAUUGCUUGGGCUUCUGAAUGCAAUGAUCAAUGGAAGAGUCUACGUACCCUUUAUCGGUCUGAACUGUUCUCAUCCAAGCUGAUUGAGUCUCAGGCAUUUUUGAGGGAGAAGAAGGUGAUGGAGCUGAUCAGUUUUCUGAGUAUAAAGGAAGGUGAGGCUGUGAACAUAGGUGAAGUAAUGUUUGCUACUGUUUUUAACAUCUUGAGUAAUCUUUUCCUGUCAAAGGAUUUGGUUAGUUUUGAGGAUGAUGGUACUGAUGGAGGGAUUAAGCAACUGGUGAAGAAAAUAAUGGUGUUGGCAUCAACUCCUGACUUGGGUGAUUUGUUUCCAAUAUUCAGGAGGUUAGAUAUUCAGAGGCUAAACAAGAGGGUGAAGGAAUUGUUUGAGAAGAUCAGUGCUAGGUGGGAGAACAUCAUCAAAGAAAGAAGAGAAAGGGUUGAUUGUAGUGUUUCAAGCCAACAAGAUUUCUUGGAUGUUCUGAUCAACCAUGGUUUUACUGAUGAUCAGAUCAACAACAUGCUUCAUAAGAUAAACAGCUUAAAGGCUACUGGAUGA
Macadamia integrifolia is the source of this 1065-nucleotide messenger RNA. RefSeq names its product probable (S)-N-methylcoclaurine 3'-hydroxylase isozyme 2. Gene Ontology annotation, molecular function: iron ion binding; monooxygenase activity; heme binding. Lineage: Eukaryota; Viridiplantae; Streptophyta; Magnoliopsida; Proteales; Proteaceae. The transcript has 3 exons. The record is from RefSeq and is a predicted model, not a curated record. Bases 1 to 1065 code for a protein of 354 amino acids.